AUGAUUUUCCCAACCCUUUCGCUAGACUCUGUCGAGUCGCUAGCAAUUUUAUUCUUUCUGGGAGUAUUUUCCCAUGUUUUCGCUCUUCGCAAAGGCGAAUGGGACAUGUGGACGAUGACAUUCAUAUGCACUUGGAUAACAUAUCAAGCUAUCACACCAUGCGCACUGAACCAGCUGAGGCAUAUGGCGUACUUUGAUGCGAUGAUUCUCGCCAACAAAUGGCUAUUCUCAUUUCUUCUUGGUAUGACAAGCAGCAUCCUGAUUUACCGAGGUUUCUUCCACCGUCUCAACAGAUUUCCUGGACCAUUUGUGGCACGGCUCUCAAAUGUAUAUGCAUCUUGGUUAGCAAUCAAGGAAGAGCACAUGUAUCUCGAGGUUCAGAAACUGCAUCAGAAAUAUGGCGAUAUUGUCAGAAUUGGUCCCCAAGAACUCUCCAUCGCAACGCCAAGCGCAUUCCGUAUCCUUCACGCCAACAAUUCGCCCAUUGUCAAGGGUCCGUUUUAUAAUGUUGCCCGACCCUGUGUAAACCUUCUUGCCGACAGGAACAAGAAAAGUCAUGCUCAGCGAAGAAAGACUUGGGAUAAGGCCUUCACUGCAAAAGCUCUGAGAGAUUACGAGCCACGAGUAGUCAGAUAUACGAAACAACUAACCGACCAGAUCGAGAAGACAAAGGGAAAUCCUAUCAACAUUGGCGCUUGGAUCAACUUUUACACAUUUGAUAUAGUAGGCGAUCUUGCUUUCGGCACAAGCUUCAACUAUCUGGUCAAUGGUGUGAAGGAUAAAUUCUUGAGAGACUCACAUGACAGUCAGGUUCUCAUGGGUUACUUUCGCCAAUGUACCUGGCUCUUCGAGGUAUUCAAGGAAACACCCUUGCUGAACAAUUCAUGGCUGUCGUUUCAGUCGUGGUUAAAACAAAAGGUGGAAACCAGACGACAGAACAAACCAUCGGAACCCGAUGUUCUCUCCUGGAUCCUGGAGGAAUAUGAUUCUAUUGAAAAUCCUACAAAGGACGACUACCAGAGACUUUGUGGUGACGCCCAUCUCAUUGCUGUUGCAGGAAGUGACACCACAUCAGCAGCCACCUCUGUUCUUUUACACCAACUUACUCUUCACCCUAACGUCUUGAAGAAGCUACAAGCAGAGAUCGACGAAUACCAGGCCAAUUAUGAAAAGCCGGACCAUUUUUCUAUGACCAAGCUCCAGUACCUCCAGGCAUGCAUUGACGAAUCCCUUCGCCUCCACCCAGUCAUUAUGUCUGGCCUUCAGAGAAUGACGCCACCUGAAGGAAUGCAGAUCGAUGAUGUCUUUAUUCCCGGAGACACCAUCUUCCACGCUCCUUCCUAUACUAUUUAUCGAGAUGAACGAUGCUUUGUACGCCCCCUUGAGUUCAUCCCCGAGAGAUGGACGACACAGCCUGAACUGAUCAUCGACUCGACUGUUUAUGCCCCCUUCUCUACUGGCCGUGGCGCAUGUGCUGGAAAGCAGUUGGGUCUCAUGGAAAUGCGGUACGUUCUCACAGAGAUUCUUUCCCAGUACAACAUGUCGUUCACACCCGGGGCAAACCCAGAAGCUUUUAUCGAUGGCUUGAGAGACUGUUUUACACUGGAGCUCCCGGAGCUAAAUAUGAUCUUCACCCCGAGAGGCGAGAAGGAACAUCGGACAAUCCCAUCUUAA
Molecule: messenger RNA, 1674 nt
Organism: Fusarium pseudograminearum CS3096
Lineage: Eukaryota; Fungi; Ascomycota; Sordariomycetes; Hypocreales; Nectriaceae
Exons: 7
Coding region: 1-1674 (557 amino acids)
Molecular function (GO): heme binding; oxidoreductase activity, acting on paired donors, with incorporation or reduction of molecular oxygen; monooxygenase activity
Source: RefSeq, a predicted model, not a curated record